Messenger RNA from Catharus ustulatus (Swainson's thrush), 510 nucleotides. It is a transcript of the gene C2H3orf85, whose product is annotated as chromosome 2 C3orf85 homolog. The record is from RefSeq and is a predicted model, not a curated record. The transcript is spliced from 4 exons. NCBI's taxonomy places the organism in Eukaryota, Metazoa, Chordata, Aves, Passeriformes, Turdidae. The coding region runs from base 39 to 356 and encodes 105 amino acids.
UUCACUUUGCAGAGGAAAACCUUUCUGAAUAAUUUGCCAUGUCUCUGAAAAUGUUUCCAGUUUUGGUGUCUGCUCUGCUGUUUACAGCUUCUGUUUCAAGUGUCCUUGGAGCACCCUUCCGGACAGAAGAAUCACCAAAUCAAUUCAUAUGGCUCAAACGACACAUACCGUAUUAUCCAAGGCACUGGGACUCCAGCAGCAGCCAGAACACGUGGGGCGACACUGUGGCUGAGCAGAUUAGUGAAUCCCUGGCAGCUUUGAGAGAGACAGCACAAUACUACAUGGGCUUGGAGCCUUUUUCCUUCGAUCCCUCGACAGCCGUGCUCGAUGGGGUUUCUCAACAGCGCGUUCUGUAGACUCGGAGCCUCUGUGCACCUCACAACAACAUCAGAUCCUACAUGGAGCUACUACAGAAGUCUGGGACUCACCUCUAGCAAAAAGCUAUUAAAUCCUACUCAUCUUGUAUCUGGCCAUGCUAGGAUAUGGCAUGUUAUGAAUUUACCAUUAUGU